Molecule: messenger RNA, 1437 nt
Organism: Elaeis guineensis (African oil palm)
Lineage: Eukaryota; Viridiplantae; Streptophyta; Magnoliopsida; Arecales; Arecaceae
Source: RefSeq, a predicted model, not a curated record
CCGACACCAACGCAGCGCAGCACUCUUCUUCUCUCUCUAGUCUGGAAGUUUAUAAUAAUAUUAUAAGAGAGGAGGGAAAGGCGGUCGCAAGGAAUCAAGGGUGUGAGUGCUUGAAGUCUCCUUUUUUUCUGGUUCUUUCCUCGGUCUUGGAUAAAGAAGCACCAAGAUAAGCCAGCAUCCAUAAAGGAGUCUGCUGCCGCUGCUGGUGCUUGUGACACUAAUAAUGUUGGAAGAAAGGGGGUAAUGGCAGCAGAGCAGAGAUCUUCUUUGAGACCCUCACCAGCCAUUUCAGUAGGGCAGCACAUUUAGAGGACUUGGAGAGAAAGGAAGAAAAUUUUCUCAAGAUCUCUGUGUAGGCUGGUUCUUCAUUCAGAUGUUUGUUAGUGUUGCCAUAUUAAGUCGCUUGCUGUCUCAGUAAUCUGCUUGUUUAGGGAACUGGUGCUGGUUUAAUAUGGGGUCAUUGGCAUCUGAGACAGAGACUGUACACCCAGAGAUCUACCUAUCAUUGGGUCUGAAGGCAUCAGGCAAAGGAAUUACUGAAUUUCCGAGGAUAUUGUCUCUUCUGUCAUCACAUCUUGAUAGAGCUGUUCAGAAGAAUGAAAAGUUACUAGAUUCAAAGAAAAUUAAAGAAAUUGUCACCAUUUUUCAUGGUUUGAGAGCCCCAAACCUCAGCAUACAGAAGUACGUAGAGCGCAUCUUCAAGUACUCAAAAUGUAGCCCAUCCUGCUUUGUCCUUGCACACAUAUACAUUGACAAAUUUCUUCAGCAAUCUGACAUUCAUCUGACUUCUCUCAAUGUUCACCGCUUGCUAAUUACAAGUGUUGUGGUAGCAGCAAAAUUCAUUGAUGAUGCAUUUUUCAACAAUGCAUAUUAUGCCAAGGUAGGAGGAAUCAGUACUGUAGAGAUGAACAGACUGGAGCUAAAUUUCUUAUUUAGCUUAGAUUUUAGACUUCAAGUGGAUUUAGACACAUUUGGAAAGUAUUGUUUACAGUUGGAGAAAGAAGCCACCGUAUGCAAUGUAGAACGGCCAAUUCAGGUCUGCAGGCUAGACGACUGGACUACCGUAGAAGAUUCAAAAUGCCAACCAGCAGUGCAAAGGUGGACAUAUGGAAAUACUUUUGGGAAUGUAGAUCAAACUCUAUCUGAAGGAAGCAGGUUAGUUAUGAAUACUUUCUCCAAGCAGCUACCAGUAACUUAAGCUAAACAAGACAACCCAAUAUUCUUUUAUUUUUCAGCCUAGACUACCUAUUUUAAUUUUGUGAGUGGUCCUUUCUUCUACUAGUUGUUCUCUUCUCCAUUUGGAUUUUUCUAAACUGCUUCUGGAAAUGCAAAGUCAGUGGCUGAAGCUUACCUUUUUCUUUUUGCCCUUUUGUUCACUGCCUCAGGCAACAAGAACUGAAUCGUGUAAUCUUAUUUUCUGAAAAAGAACUCAAUCCU